GGUACGGAGAGGGCACCGACGCCAAUGGAAGUGUUUAUGUUUAUGCUUUUCCGUGCGACUCUCGAUGUUUGUCCGCGGCGAUGAGUCAAUCGUACCUUACCUGCUCCGUUACUGGUGAAUUAUGUGGAGGUCAAGAUGCAAAGAUGAUGACGAACGCAAGUUAAUCGAUCCCGUUCAGCGGUGCUUAGAUCUCAGCUCUCAGAUCCCUCGGGAACGCCAAGGGCUGGCUGGCACGGUGGGUCUUGUUGAGACAUGCGAACGACUUUUCACGAAUGUAACGACUCUGUUUCCCCUUCCAUAUUAUUGUGUUAUGAGUCAAUUUUCAAUUUCUCCUUUUGGGAAGUUCUUGUUUGUUUGUGGAGUAGAGAAAGACGGGGUUUUCUUUUUCUUUCUUUUCUCUUUUUUCUUUGUUCUAGCUAGACUGUAGGUGCAUGCCAUAUUAUUACCUAUAUACACUUCCACCCUAACACCCCCCG
Molecule: messenger RNA, 476 nt
Organism: Pseudovirgaria hyperparasitica
Lineage: Eukaryota; Fungi; Ascomycota; Dothideomycetes; Acrospermales; Acrospermaceae
Exons: 1
Coding region: 122-427 (101 amino acids)
Source: RefSeq, a predicted model, not a curated record